AUGACGUAUAAAUAGAAGAUUGGCUUCUUCAUGGUGUUGUUUGCAUUUCUCAAACACAACUCCUUUGCGUCGGUUGCUACUUUCUACAGCGCACAAGUUCACCAGUUUCAAUAGAGAAACAUGGCGCACUCACCCACUCCAACCGUGGGGUUCUUGAUGUUAAUCGCGUCGUUAAUUGUUGGCGGUGCUAUUUCAGGUUCGCUAGCUCAACGCAGAUUUGGUGCCCGAGGAAACAUGGCCGGUGGCUACUCAUCGGUCGAUGUCGAUGAUGAUCUCGUCAAGGAAAUGGCUAAUUUUGCCACCACUGCCCUAUCAGAAAGCAGCAACUCGGAGCCAUUCGCGUUGAUUAAAAUAGUGAAAGCCGAAUGGCAAAUCGUGGCCGGUAAGAACUUCAAACUCAUUUUAGAGUUGGACAACGUACGCCAUGCCAGCGAAGACGAAAAUCUUGUCUGCGAGGUGAUCGUAUUCGAUCAAUCGUGGACCAACACUCGUCAAUUAAGAAAAUCUAAUUGCUUACCAACACGAGUCAUCCAUUCCUGGACCAAAACCAGGGAACUGGCCGAAUCUAAUGGCCCAAAUGAAAUGACGCCAGUCGUGGAGGAAGUGAUCGUUGAAACUCGAGCACCGGUUGUAGGUGGUUACUCGAAGAUUGACGUAAAGCACACCAACGUUAAAGAAAUAGCUGAUUUUGCCACAAGUAGCAUAUCGGAGAGUAGCAACUCAGGACCUUUGGUGCUACUCAACAUCGUAGAAGCAGAAGUACAAGUUGUUGCCGGCCGAAACUACAAGCUAACUCUGGAGCUGGGCAGUGCGAUUGACGGAGCAACGGGGUCAAAUCUCGUGUGCAAAGUGGUCGUUUUUGACCAAUCGUGGACCAGCAGACGCCAUCUGCGAGAAUCCCAUUGUUUACCUUCCACAGAUCUCGUUACGGAAAUCAUGCGAGCAAUCGAUGGACACCAAGAAUUGUGGAGAGUUGCCAGUUAUCUUAACGAGUCUCGCGAAGAGCUAUCGAAAGAAUUCCCUCUAGUCAGCCCAGAUGGCGUCAAGUUGAGCUACACGUUCUUUGCUCCAACAUCGUUUGCCUUCCUGAUGCAAACGCCGCAGGAUGUUGGCGACCCACUCCUAAUGGACUCUGAUUUCCGUCGAUCGAUCCUCACUCGUCACCUGUCUGCUUCGUUAAUUUCAUCUGAUGAUCUGGCUAAAUUGGACUUGGUUGUUAUGGCUUCCAGAUCGGCCACACUGACCAGAAGGAGCACCAAUGAAGAUUGCAAUCUUCCACCAGCCAACACCGAAAAUGGCGAAUGUGAAGCUUACAUUCCAUCUUGGACGUUCAAAUCGAAUUCGGGCACAUGCGAGAGCUACGUGUACGGUGGAUGUGGUCAAACAGCAAAUCUAUUCGAAACGGAAGAGGCUUGCCAAGCCGCAUGUGAUCCAGCUGUUCAUCCUUUAACGAAUUUGAUCAAUGAAGCAGAAAUCCAGUCGGUUGCCAUUCCAUUGGCACACGAUUUUGGAACAGUGUACGUCAUCAAUCGAGUAUUCAUGGAUGGCGACGAAGUGAGCGAGGUCCUACGAAAAAACCCAAGCCCCGGAUACGGUUUUUUCGGUUUACCUUUGGAAGGAAAUCCAUUGAUUCCCAAUGAAAAUAUCCUUGGCAGGAUCACUGGCGGAUAUUCCUCCAACAACGUAGAUGAUCCUGAAAUCAAGGAGAUCGCUGACUUUGCCGUGGCUGCCAUGUCCGUCAAUUUGGGAUCUGUUAGACUCGUCAGGAUUUUAAAGGCUGACACAAAUACUGUGGCCGGCAAAAACUUUAAUUUGAUUCUUGAGCUUAAGCGAGUUGUGCAAGGAGAUGACGGCCAAGAUCUGCUUUGCGAUGCGGUCGUCUUCGAUCAACCGUGGACCAACACCCGAAAACUGAGCGAGUCUAGCUGCUUGUCAGUCAAAACAAUCGCUUCGUGGAACGAGGUAAACAAACAGCCCGCAUCGGAGCCAGAAUCAAACUGUUUGCAGAUGAAAGAUCCAGUCAGUAACGAUGAACAAGUUACCACCGAAGAUCCAGUGUGAAUGCAGUAAAUAAAACAAGUCAAAUACAAGAGUUAUUUUCUUUGA
This is a messenger RNA of Daphnia magna, 2106 nucleotides long. RefSeq lists its product as uncharacterized. Lineage: Eukaryota; Metazoa; Arthropoda; Branchiopoda; Diplostraca; Daphniidae. The transcript is spliced from 3 exons. The record is from RefSeq and is a predicted model, not a curated record. Bases 121 to 2061 code for a protein of 646 amino acids. Gene Ontology annotation, molecular function: serine-type endopeptidase inhibitor activity; cysteine-type endopeptidase inhibitor activity.